AUGCCACGAGAACCUGGACAUGGACAUGGACAAGACGUGUCUUUGACUCCCUUGCCAAUUGCUGCUGGAGACGAGCAGGUUGCCGCUGCUAUUUCAUACUCGAACAGCUUUAUCCACGUCUCGCCAAAGCAGCAGCAGCAGCAGCAAUAUCGUAAACAACAGCAGUACCCGCCCAGUGUCUCGUCAACCCCCCUCAAUUGCUAUCCAGUCCCAACAGCCUCGUCGCCCGAGGCUCGUAUCUCUAUGUCGGGGUCGUCUGCGGGCUCGUACUCGAUAUCUCCGGGGGUCAACUGGAAUUCCGCCCCCAUGUCAUCAUCGUCAUCAUCACACCCCAAGGAAACACAUACUCAUACUCAUACACAUGCACAUGCACAUACGCAUGCAGAUGCCCCUCGAGCAGAAGCAGGCCUCGUCACGGAAUCGCACAAAGAUGACCGUGCCGGGCUCAGCUGGACUGCCGACAUUUCGCUGUCCGAUGGCCGCAACUCGCGCAGCCUCCACGACGCUCCAAACACCGUGACUGUAUAUGCAUCCGAAGACAAAGAGAGGGAACCCCUUCGAGAGCCCAAUGCGGUUUUGGUACUGCUCUUGUUUUCGACACCGAUACCUUUCUUCUCAAUAUGCACCGCCAUCUACACACUCAUUGCUUUGUUCCUGGUGGUUUUCACGACUCCUCUUCGAUUCUGUCCGCCUACCGCAUUCUUCCGCUCGACCACAUUCUCUACCCAGCUUUGCAGGUUACUUGCGCCGGCACUGCGCAACCACGAACGUCUUGCUCAAUCUAGUGCUUCUUCAGACUACCAGCACCACGCCAGCUCCUCUCCUUACAAUAACAACAACAAUACUCGCAGUGGCACUACCGACCACUUCUCUGCAAUCUGGUUGAUUGUAGUUCUCACUCUGGCCCCAGUCUUGUGCAUGGGACUGUUGCUCGCAGUCUGGAUUGCCGCAUUUUUCUGGAUCUUUGCCAUGAUUCUCGGUAACCCUGACGGCACCGAAAAGGGCGAUGAUGGCCGUGCCGCUGUUCUCGGCGUGAAUGCCUGGUGGCAGACGUGGCUGAACAAGAGUCGAAUCCGCCGAUUCCGAUAA
Molecule: messenger RNA, 1089 nt
Organism: Talaromyces atroroseus
Lineage: Eukaryota; Fungi; Ascomycota; Eurotiomycetes; Eurotiales; Trichocomaceae
Exons: 2
Coding region: 1-1089 (362 amino acids)
Source: RefSeq, a predicted model, not a curated record